Drosophila ficusphila is the source of this 417-nucleotide messenger RNA. RefSeq lists its product as uncharacterized. The record is from RefSeq and is a predicted model, not a curated record. The transcript is spliced from 2 exons. Bases 1 to 417 code for a protein of 138 amino acids. NCBI's taxonomy places the organism in Eukaryota, Metazoa, Arthropoda, Insecta, Diptera, Drosophilidae.
AUGACGUCCCUGGACCUGCUCGCAAAUCAGGCCCAGGAACGGACCGGCGGAGAUGCAUCGAUGGAGGUGACCAGCGCCCGCGUGGUCUCAGCGUGGCAAAGUCGAUGGAGUAGCAGCUCGAAAGGACAUGGGUGCUUCAAAUCCUAUCUCCAUAGGUUUGGGCACGAGACGGACCCCUUUUGCACACACUGUGCGGGGGCAAUUGAAGACGCAGAAUAUGUAUUCUUUGUCUGUCCGAGAUUCGAAGCUUUAAGGCAUGAGCUCAGCUUAGCGAUUGGGAAGCCGUUCACGGUCUCUGACCUGAUGGAUACGCUACUGGGCUCACAAAACAAUUGGGAUGCCGUAAGCAAAAUGACAGUCUUUGUCAUGAAAUACAUGCGUCGCGCUGAACGUCAGCGCAAUCGACUUCAAACCUAG